GCAGCCCUUCCUAUCUCCCCUCCCUUUCCUCCAACAGUCUCAGUCGGUUCGCCCGCAGCUCUUGCGUUCUCUUAGCCGGGUUUCAUUCCAGACAUGGCUGCGAAAGUGUGUAGAUCGGUCCUCCUCCUGUCCCGGAGCAGCGGAGCCGUAGCCUCUUCUGCUUUUCCCGCAUUCGGUGUCUCCUCACAGCGACAUCAUCAGAGCACAAGAACGGAGGCCCUGUCCAUUUCCCUUGGAAGUCGCCAGACUGUCAGGAGAGCACACGGUCUGAGAACAGGAGCCAGGUCUGCUCUCUUCUGUCACUCCAGUGCCGCUAAAACAGCCCAGGGCUGGAAGGGCUCCCCCUCAUGGCAGGGUCAAAGACUACUGUGUUCAUCCGCUGCUACAGAAGACGUUACAGUGGUGUAUCAGAACGGCUUGCCGGUGAUCUCCGUACAUCUGCCGUCCCGGCGAGAACGCUGCCAGUUCACCCUCAAACCCUUGAGCGACACGGUGGGGGUUUUCCUUCAGCAGCUGCAGGCGGAGGACAGGGGCAUCGAUAGAGUCGCCACCUACUCUACAGAUGGAGCAAGAAUAGCAUCCUCUACAGGGAUUGACAUUUUACUCAUGGACAGCUUUCAGCUAGUCAUUAAUGACACAACACACACGGUGCAGCCGCCCAGGAGAGAUCUGCUACCGCACGAGGACGCAGAACAACUGAACGAUGUCAAGCUCUUGGUGCAGCAGCUCUACUCCACCCUGCUUAUAGAAAACCAUCAGCUGACCAAAGAGAGAGAGCUCAUUGGACGACUGGAGGACCUCAACUCUCAACUCCAGCCCUUGGAGAAGGUUAAAGAAGAGCUGAGUAAGAGAGCAGAGCGCAGGACUACAUGGGUGCUGUGGGGUGGGAUGGCAUACAUGGCCACACAGUUUGGCAUUCUGGCACGGCUGACCUGGUGGGAGUACUCAUGGGAUAUCAUGGAGCCCGUCACGUAUUUUAUCACCUAUGGUACAGCAAUGGCUAUGUACGCUUACUUCGUGCUGACACGUCAGGAAUAUAUUUACCCCGACGCCAGGGACAGACAGUACCUGCUGUUCUUUCAUAAGGGUGCGAAGAGAACACGCUUUGACAUUGAGAAGUACAACAAACUGAAGGAUGCGAUUGCUGAGGCGGAGUUGGAUCUAAAGCGUCUUCGAGACCCGCUGCAGUUGCACCUCCCUGUCCAGCAAAUCACUGCCAGCAAGGACUGAUGAGAACCUGAAGCCCUUUCUGCCUCUCUCUCUCUCUCUCUCUCUCUCUCUCUCUCUCUCUCUCUUACUUUUUUUUGUCUUUUUGUUUCAUCUCUACGACCUCAAUGAAAAACCAUAUCCACAGCAGGCUUCAGAGUUUUAUUGUUAUCCUUUUUAUUGUUUUCCUUAAUUUGGCAAGUCUAUGCAGAGGAGAAGAGAUACAAUUAAAUGAAACGACUUCACAACAUCCCUGAACGGAUGGUGACGGCAGAUGAUUGCUGAACUGGUGCUCUCAUAACGCAACAGGAGCACAUGGAGAAACGCACAGCUACUUCAGACAGGAAGCUGAGACACUGGGAUUCAAGCAGUACAUCGCUAUGAGAACAUGACCCCACGUCUGAAAUCUAAAAACCAUCU
This is a messenger RNA of Carassius carassius (crucian carp), 1626 nucleotides long. Its product is annotated as calcium uniporter protein, mitochondrial-like. Bases 94 to 1230 code for a protein of 378 amino acids. Gene Ontology annotation, molecular function: calcium channel activity; uniporter activity. The transcript is spliced from 9 exons. NCBI's taxonomy places the organism in Eukaryota, Metazoa, Chordata, Actinopteri, Cypriniformes, Cyprinidae. The record is from RefSeq and is a predicted model, not a curated record. Gene Ontology annotation, cellular component: uniplex complex; mitochondrial inner membrane. Gene Ontology annotation, biological process: mitochondrial calcium ion homeostasis; calcium import into the mitochondrion.